AUGGCGCCGGAAAUCCCGAACGAUAUCGUCCUCUACUGGUAUCCGUUUUCUCCGUACGCCUAUCGGAUAUAUUGGUAUCUCCUCCUGCGGGGAAUCAAAUUUGCUUCAUGUAUCCAACCGCAUAUGCUUCCUCGCCCUGACCUGAAAGCCUUGAACGUUGAAUACCGGCGCAUCCCUAUUUUGAGCAUUGGCAAGGACAUCUACCUUGACAGCCGUCAUAUCCUCUCCAAGCUUGAGACCCUCUUCCCGGGGAGUGAACUCAGCCCUCGCACGCCGGAGCAUCGUUUGAUCCAGAAGCUGUUGGACCGAUGGACAACGAAUGGGUCGGUCUUCGGCAUAGCCGCGCAGAUGAUCCCUGCAGAUUCGCCAGCGAUGCGCGAUCCCAAGUUCAUCAAGGAUAGGAACGACGGUGGUAUGAAAAUUCUUGCUGGUGAAGCGAGAAAACGCAUGCGGCCUGAAGCUAUUGUCGCGAUGAGAGAUUGCUUUGACAUCUUGGAGAACACGAUCCUGGCCGAUGGUAGAAUGUGGGUUUUCGGUGGCAAUCGCCCAAGUCUGGGUGAUAUUGAAGCACUGUGGCCCUUUGCCUGGGUGAUGGGUAUGCCAGGCGCCCUCCCAGAUGCGAUUUCUGCAAAGACAUUCCCAAGAGUCUUCUCGUGGGCCUCUCGGUUCAACGCCGUGAUCAAAGAUAUCAAGUCGGCACAGUCGGUAUCAGUGGAUAUCAAGGGGAAAGAUGUCGUGGAGUACAUGGAAAGUGCUCAGUAUGCCGAACCAAGUGCCAAUGUGGAUGAGAAUGACCCCUUGGGGUUAAGUCGUGGAGAACUUGUGGAGGUGUACCCGACUGACUACGGAUUUUCCCACAAGGAUAGAGGAAAGUUACUGACCUUGACGCCUUAUGAAGCUGUCAUCACCAAGCAGUUGAACAGCGGUACUGAAUUCCGGGUCCAUGUCCCUCGAUGGGGCUAUAGGAUCACGAAGGUUAAAGAAGGUGGUGACCUUGCAAAGAUCUAG
This is a messenger RNA of Penicillium chermesinum, 1008 nucleotides long. Its product is annotated as glutathione S-transferase family protein. NCBI's taxonomy places the organism in Eukaryota, Fungi, Ascomycota, Eurotiomycetes, Eurotiales, Aspergillaceae. The transcript has 3 exons. Gene Ontology annotation, cellular component: cytoplasm. The record is from RefSeq and is a predicted model, not a curated record. Bases 1 to 1008 code for a protein of 335 amino acids.